AAGAUAGCUGUCAUUUAGGGCUAACAGCAUGAAGCUCUUAGGUACGAUUCCUAUCAAAGUUCUUCAUCCUCUCUUGAAGAAUCAGAAAAUUGGUGUGGUUUUCGGGAGUUGAGUGAAGAAGUAUGGUGAAAGCAUACACACAAGAAUACAUGUACAAGCACCCAUGGGAAAGGGUAAGUUGUGCAUCUUGGCGCAAGUUUGCAGACAAAGAGAACAAGCGCAUAUUAUCACAUAUCCUUGACGUUGACACAUUGAACCGAAGCCUUGACCCUUCAUCGGGGAAGCUUUAUGCAACACGUGUUAUCACCGUCCAUUGUCCUGGACCAUGGUUUGUCCGCAAGAUCAUCGGUCAGGAUAUUUGCCACUGUUUGGAAUCAACGGUUGUGGAUGCACGAUCGCGCUCGAUGCAACUAACUUCCCGUAAUAUUAGCCUCCAGAAGUUCAUAGAUGUUGAGGAGAAGAUCCGGUAUGAUCCGCAUCCGGAUAACCCGACCGGGUGGACUAUUUGUCAUCAGGAGACCCGGAUCCGGAUUAAGCCAUUGUCAACUCUGGCAUCCAUGGCUGAAAAGGUGGAACAACGUUGUGCUGACAGGUUCCUUCAGAACAGUUUCAAGGGUAGGGAGGUUAUGGAGAGGAUCUGUAAAUAUCUUGAAGCAGAAUCUGGUACCCUUGGUUUGUGAUUCUCUCUGUAGUUUAGAUUCUUAUAUUUAUAAAUAACUGAGAAAAUAAUGUAACAGUCAAGACUUGGAAUGGAAUGGAAAGUUUAAGCUUGCAUCUAAAUCUUAACAGAACUUAAUGUAGUAUCUUGAAUCUCUUUCUGUUGGAAUCUUGAUUAGGCCUUGAGAGUGAGUGGCUUUGGGACAUUACUCUGUUGUUGUUCAUGGUUUGA
Gastrolobium bilobum is the source of this 889-nucleotide messenger RNA. RefSeq lists its product as uncharacterized. Gene Ontology annotation, cellular component: mitochondrial intermembrane space. Lineage: Eukaryota; Viridiplantae; Streptophyta; Magnoliopsida; Fabales; Fabaceae. The record is from RefSeq and is a predicted model, not a curated record. The transcript is spliced from 2 exons. The coding region runs from base 123 to 680 and encodes 185 amino acids. Gene Ontology annotation, molecular function: phosphatidic acid transfer activity. Gene Ontology annotation, biological process: phospholipid transport.